AUGCCUAUGUGCAUGAAGCGCAAGGGCGGUGGAGGACAGUGUGACGAAGUGCCGUCACUACAGAUGAGUGUUUGCUCUGACUGCCACACUAUGGAGCCUGGCUCAUUGUUUUUGGAUCAUAUCAAAUUGUAUUACGCUCUCUCUCUCUCUCUCUCUCUCUCUCUCUCUCUUAGGCUCUCUGAUUGUCUCAUCUCAGAAAAGGGUUGUAUUUGUCUGGCUUCAGCUCUUUCUUCAAACCCCUCCCACCUAAAAGAGCUGGAUCUGAGCUACAAUUAUCCCGGAAAAUCAGGACUGAGGCUGUUAUCUGUUAGACUGGAGGAUCCUGACUGUAAACUGGAAAAGCUUAAAACUGACCAUGCUUCAGUAAGCAGAGCUCGACCACGUUUGCUGAGAUAUGCCUGUGAGCUCACACUGGACCCAAACACAGCAGGCAGAAAUCUCUCUCUCUCUGAUGGGAACAGAAAGGUGACAUAUGUGAAAGAGGAUCAGCUGUAUCCUGACCACCCAGAGAGAUUUGGCUGCUGGUAUCAGGUGUUGUGUAUAGAGGGUCUGUCUGGACGCUGCUACUGGGAGGCUGAGUGGAGUGGGGUUGAGGCUGAGAUAGCUGUGGCGUAUAAAAGCAUCCAGAGGAAAGGGUGGAGUAAUGACAGCACACUGGGACGUAAUGACAAGUCCUGGAGUCUGUACUGCUCUCCUGACAGUUACUCUGCCUGGCACAAUAAUAAACACACUGGCAUACCUGUCCCCUCCUCCCACUCCAGCAGAGUAGGAGUGUACCUGGACAGGCCGGCCGGUACUCUGUCCUUCUACAGCGUCUCCUCUGACACACUCACACACCUGCACAUGUUCCACUCCACAUUCACUGAGCCCCUCUAUCCUGGGUUUUAUGUUUGGGAUCAUAACUCCUCAGUGUCCCUGUGCCAGAUCACAUGACCUCCUCAUGCUGCAGGAACACAGGAGUCACCCACUCCUAUUCAUA
This is a messenger RNA of Clupea harengus (Atlantic herring), 979 nucleotides long. Its product is annotated as stonustoxin subunit beta-like. Gene Ontology annotation, molecular function: protein binding. The transcript has 4 exons. The record is from RefSeq and is a predicted model, not a curated record. Lineage: Eukaryota; Metazoa; Chordata; Actinopteri; Clupeiformes; Clupeidae. The coding region runs from base 1 to 933 and encodes 310 amino acids.